GCAGAGAAUGGAAUCGAAGCCUUCCAGGAUUCCACGGAGGGUGUCCACUCAGCCAUUGAAUUCUCAAAGCACCAGGACAGGAGCUGGAAGUGGAGGAACCAGUUUUACUGACUCGCAUCGUACAAGAGACUCUUUGCUGAGACUGGAACCUGCAUGCCAGGAAUCCAGCCGGUUGCAUAGUUCCAGUAGAGACUGGGCAGUUGGAGAAAGAGAAGCCUAUGAAAGCCCCUGGAAGCUUCCAACUUCUUCUCCAACUCGCUAUUCAGGAACACUUGACCGUCCGUGGUCUGGAAGAUUUUUGGGAAGCAGAAACAGAUUGCCUGCAUCAUCGUCUUCUCCUCUUGCCUCUUCUUGGUUUGGUGAAUCUGAAAGAACUCAGGGAGCAUUUUCUUCAAGGCUGCAUAACCAGCAACAGGACAGCGAUUCUAAGAGACCUAAACUUUCUUAUACGUCUACCUCUGGUGUGAGAAGUAGUGGUUUAAACUCAGUUUCAGAUUCCCCAUGGAGGUACAGCAGUGUGCCCAGAUCUUCAACUAUGGUACUUGGAUCAUUAGGAACUGAACUUGUGAGAGAGAGGAGAGAGCUAGAAAGAGCAGACCCAUCCAUUGGCAGUAUUGUGGAUUACAGUCACAGGAAUGGUGACUUCCCGUCGUCUUCAUCGUAUCUUCAGGAAAGAUCAUCUGCUUCGUAUGCACAAGGAGCAAGACCAAAAGACAACUCAUUAAGCUCUUUGAGGUUGAACACAUCCAUGAACCGCCAGUUGCCUUCUGAACAUCAAUCAUCAUUACUCUCUAGAGACCAUGGCUGGAGUCCAAGAUCUAACUAUGUCCCAAGAGAAGUAGAAUCUUCAGAAAGGAAUAUACAGCCAGAGUUUACCCAUGGUGCCAUGAGAAGUGGAGCCACUUCCUCUAGCGGUUCUGAAAGGAUCACACAGUCCCAAAGGUCACUAAGUGAACCUCCUGGAGAUACUGAAGGAAGGCGAACAACUAGGCAAUUGCUGUCUCGUUUAGCUUCUAGUAUGUCCUCCACAUUUUUCUCAAGAAGGUCUAGUCAAGAUUCUUUGACUUCCAGACAGUUAGGUCCUGAAGAUUCAUCGGUUAACACAGCUGAAAGUACAGAAGCUCAGACUCCUGAUGUUUCUCAGGGAUUUAGCUUUCUUAGAAGACGGUGGGGCCUGUCGGGUGUUUCUCCAAAUCCCAGCCCCGAUUCAGAAGCUGAGAGUUACAGACAUGAGUCUGAAAGUAGAAAUGCAGGAUCCUGGCUGUCAUCGUCUCUAAGGAAUAGGUGUACACCUUUGUUUUCCAGAAGGAGGAGAGAAGGAAGAGAUGAAACUGCAAGAACCUCUACCUCUGAAACACUGGCUAGAUCACUGCAUCUUUUUAGGAGAAGAGAAUCAGGUGGUGAAACAGCUCUUGAAGCACAACGUGAUUCCCUCAGACCUCCUGUGAGGUCACCAACACCUGCAGUACCAAACAGUGCGACAUCCACCCCUUUGCUGGAUUCAGGGCACAGCAGAAGAAAUUCAGGAAUGUCGGGAAUACUUCCUGGUUCUUUCUUUCGGUUUGCAGUGCCACCAACGCUGGACAGCAACUUAUCUGACAAUGUUAUGAUAACUGUGGACAUUAUUCCAUCUGGCUGGAAUCAGUCUGAUGGGCAAGAUAAUGACAAGUCCAAAGUACCUUCCUCAAGAGAUCCUGAAAGGCUUCAGAAGAUUAAAGAGAGUCUUCUUUCAGAGGAUUCUGAAGAGGAGGAGGGAGACUUGUGCAGAAUAUGUCAGAUGUCAUCUACAUCCCCUACUAACCCUUUAAUAGAACCAUGCAAAUGCACAGGAAGUCUACGGUAUGUUCAUCAGGAGUGUAUGAAGAAGUGGCUACAGUCCAAGAUUAACUCUGGUUCUUCAUUGGAAGCAGUAACUACUUGUGAACUGUGCAAAGAGAAGUUGCAUCUCAAUCUUGAUGAUUUUGAUAUCCAUGAACUUCAUAGAGCACAUGCAAAUGAACAAGCAGACUAUGAGUUUAUCAGUUCCGGGCUUUAUCUUGUAGUGUUGUUACACUUGUGCGAACAGCGCUUUUCCGACAUGCUGGGAACUACAAGCGAGGCCAACACUCGCGUCCGGCAGCUUCAGAUGAUGAUUCUGAAGAUGGCGAUCUUGGUAGAACACUUGAUACUGCAUAGAUGCAACCGGAAGCUGGAUGGGCAACUGAUCCCCCCUGCACCCAUCAGUAUGCAUUUCUUUAGUAAGGCACACUGACUACUGUUAGAGAUUUCUUAAUGCAUUGCUGAAUUCAGAAACCCGCUGUUG
Messenger RNA from Euleptes europaea (tarantolino), 2302 nucleotides. It is a transcript of the gene MARCHF7, whose product is annotated as membrane associated ring-CH-type finger 7. Lineage: Eukaryota; Metazoa; Chordata; Lepidosauria; Squamata; Sphaerodactylidae. The record is from RefSeq and is a predicted model, not a curated record. Bases 8 to 2251 code for a protein of 747 amino acids. Gene Ontology annotation, cellular component: nucleus. Gene Ontology annotation, molecular function: ubiquitin binding; ubiquitin conjugating enzyme binding; zinc ion binding. Gene Ontology annotation, biological process: protein autoubiquitination. The transcript has 9 exons.